AUGCCGUCGGGAAAGGAUUUGGAUUGUAAAGAUUUAAGAAAGAGAGGCCAUAAUGCUGAAGAUUGUCCAAAAGAGAACAAGUUUUCCCAAGGGUCGUCUGGGACAAAUGAGAUGCAACUUGACGAGGAUGGAGAAUUGGGACGUUCGUCAAAGGACUCAUACACUGCGAACCCUGAAGAAGGUUGUAACAAAGAGAUGGAUUGUGACCUGCAAAAAGAAAAUGAAUCCUUGGAAGAAACAACGGAUGAUUACCCGAGCAUGAUCCUGGAAGACAUAAGCAUAGAAGAGGAUGAAUCAGCGACGAAUCACGAGCAACAGAAAGAACGACGAGAUCAUAGGCUGCAGCAACAUCCCUAUCUGGAAGAAUGCCUCAACAAUGACAGAACCCUAAUGACGAAAGAUAAGAGAAAUAACAAUGUCAACGAGGGAAAAGGUAAUACUGGAGGAUGCCUCGAAGAAAAGACAAUACUUAUGAGAGCAGACCCUGCGACGAAAAAGAGUAACCAACCAUCAUGGAUAAUCGUGAUCAGGGAGGAGGAUAUGCCACUGUGGAAUAGGCUUGUCAAGGAAUUCCUGAAUUCGGAGGUGGUGGCAAUGAAAAAUCCGAAACUGGAAAUCGAACACCAUCAAUAUGACACCUGCACCAUUACAGUUCAAUAUCAUUUGGUCAAUUGGAGUAAAGUAAGCAACCAGACUACGAUGGCUUCUCUAACGACAUCACUGGCCAUACACUACGAUUCUGAGAGAUCAUCAGCUUGA
This is a messenger RNA of Acaulospora morrowiae, 759 nucleotides long. The record is from the annotation of a GenBank genome assembly. Lineage: Eukaryota; Fungi; Glomeromycota; Glomeromycetes; Diversisporales; Acaulosporaceae.